AUGAGUUCAGAAACUUCAUCUUACGAGAUGCAAGUGAGGAAAGAUGAGGACCAGAAGGAAAGAUCAAGACCCACUUUAUCUUCAGGAAAAAUUUUUUACAAGCCCGGAGCUAUUGAAGAAGAGACGGAUGAGACCAGUGUACUUGAUAGUUCUAUUAUGGAGUCCCCUAUGCUCGGAAUUGGGUUUGGUGGAAGUGGAUUUUUGAGGCCGCCUCUUCAUCAGUCCAGUAGUUUUCAUAGAGUACCAACAUAUAGCAGUUCUAUUGGACACAGCACUGUUUAUCGACACGAUACUUGCAGGAGCCGCUCGCAUAGACAUGGCGCUUCUAGGAGAACACGAAGACGGGCUAUUCUCAAAAAUGGUGAAUGUAAUAUUCUCAAGUCACGGAUCUCACAGCGUAAAUUGCGAUUUCUUCAGGAUAUGUUUACAACACUCGUGGAUGCUCAGUGGCGGUGGACCCUCCUUGUAUUUACUCUUUCAUUUAUAUUAUCCUGGUUGGGUUUCGCACUCAUCUGGUGGCUCAUAGCAUUUACACAUGGCGACCUGGAACCGGACCACCUACCCUCGAUGCAAGACGCGACGGGGUUUAAACCAUGUGUUUUUAAUAUUCACGACUUUACAUCAUGUUUCUUAUUCAGUAUUGAAACGCAACAUACAAUUGGAUACGGAUCACGUACUACAACUGAAGAAUGCCCAGAAGCAAUAUUUAUAAUGUGCUUACAAAGUAUAGUCGGAGUGAUGAUUCAAGCGUUCAUGGUGGGCAUUGUGUUCGCUAAGAUGACGAGACCAAAGCACAGAACACAGACACUUCUUUUCUCUAAAUACGCUGUGAUCUGUCAAAGGGAUGGUGAAUUAUGUCUUAUGUUCCGGGUCGGCGACUUGAGGAAAUCUCAUAUAAUCGGAGCCAGCGUGAGAGCUCAGUUAAUUCGAUCUAGGACAACUAAGGAAGGAGAGCUGUUAUCGCAUUAUCAAACUGAACUAGAAUUGAAUGCGGACGGCUGUGAUAGCAAUCUUUUCUUCAUUUGGCCUAUUACAAUGGUCCAUAAAAUAAACGCGAACAGUCCGUUUUAUGGUGUUUCUGCAGCAGAUGUGCUUCAAGAAAAGUUUGAAAUUGUAGUUAUUCUGGAGGGAACUAUUGAAUCUACGGGACAGACGACACAAGCGCGAUCUAGUUAUACAACAAGUGAAAUAAUGUGGGGACAUAGGUUUUUGCCAUUAGUGACAUAUAACCGUGAGCGUCAAGGAUACGAGGUAGACUACUCUAAAUUCGACGACACUUCGCAAGUCGACACUCCACUUUGUUCCGCUAAGGAAUUGGAUGAAUUCUAUGGGAAUCAAGCAGACCGUAGAUCUAUUGAGAGUACGGAACAUAUGGUUUUGAAGCUGCCAGACCGACCGCCGAAGGCGCCCGUAUCCCCAGCCGCCCCUGAAACUCCAGCGCCUAAAGCCGAACAGAAAAAUGGAGAUUUUACCUUGGUGUUGAUAAAAUGUGAAGUCCCCUCCCUACAAGAUAAGAAACCAUGGACAGGCUCCAUGAACGCACCGCCUCUGCCAGGCAUAUUAUACGAAAAAGCAAGUUCACCGUUAGCCAACAUUUCUGACAGAUUAGUAGUGGACGCUAUCAAACGAGCAAGUCUUACAAGAAGGCCUACUAUUAUUAAAUAUCCUCCCGACUAUUUCAAUAAUUCGGGAGAACAAUCAUCAUCGUCUAGUGAAGAUGAGAAUAAAGCCGGAAAAAAUGACCCGAACAUUCGGAAGGAUGAAAAUAAAGUU
This is a messenger RNA of Brenthis ino (lesser marbled fritillary), 1773 nucleotides long. NCBI's taxonomy places the organism in Eukaryota, Metazoa, Arthropoda, Insecta, Lepidoptera, Nymphalidae. The record is from the annotation of a GenBank genome assembly.